Dicentrarchus labrax (European seabass) is the source of this 1378-nucleotide messenger RNA. It is a transcript of the gene timm10, whose product is annotated as translocase of inner mitochondrial membrane 10 homolog (yeast). Bases 152 to 418 code for a protein of 88 amino acids. The record is from RefSeq and is a predicted model, not a curated record. Gene Ontology annotation, biological process: protein insertion into mitochondrial inner membrane. Lineage: Eukaryota; Metazoa; Chordata; Actinopteri; Moronidae. The transcript has 2 exons. Gene Ontology annotation, cellular component: mitochondrial inner membrane.
CGCCACCGGAAGCGGUACACACGUGCUGUCUUGAAGAGUUGAAGGUUAAAGAAGAAGCAGCGGUCCGGUUUCUUGUCGGCUAUCCGCUGGAGAGGGUCAGGACGGCGCGUUUGCAGUCAGAGCCGGGUGUAAGCAACACUGAAGCGGAGACAUGGAUCCCAUGAAGGCACAGCAGCUGGCGGCGGAGCUGGAGGUGGAAAUGAUGGCGGACAUGUACAACCGAAUGACCAACGCCUGCCACAGGAAGUGUGUACCGCCACAUUACAAGGAGGCUGAGCUGACAAAGGGCGAGUCGGUGUGCCUGGACCGCUGCGUGGCCAAAUACCUGGACCUUCACGAGAGGCUGGGACGCAAGCUGACAGAGCUCUCCGUCCAGGAUGAGGAAGUGAUGAGGAAGGCAGCUGUAGGGAGCGGAUAGAGACGCUGAUGAAGGGAACGAAGUGGAGCAUUGUCGGGGAUUACACGGUUAUGGGGCGGGGUCGGCAUGUCUGGUUUCUCUAAAAUGAGAGACUUGUAUUUUAAUGAGCGGGUGGGUUUUGUUGGGGAAAAUAAAAAGUUGAGUUAAUGCUGUUGAGGGUCCACUGAGGGACACUGCUUCCUCCGCUGCAGCAGAGGAUGAGACGUAGGACAGGGCUGGAGGGAUCACCAGAGCACCUGGUGGAAGGACAACGCGAGGACAACUUCCAGCCUCUCCGGAUGUGCCAGAUUAUUUUUUUCCCCCCGUCAGCUUGGCCUGGUCCUCAAGAAGUCACCUGAAACUCGACUGGAAACGGACAUCUAAUAUUAUUUUAAAGUCAAACUGUGUGAUUGUUUUCAGCUGCUUGGAGUGCAAGAACGAAAGAAAUACUUUAAAGCGCCAUGGUUCCAACCGUCUGGUACUUUGGGGCAGGUUAAAACAAACACUAAGAAUGAUUUGCAUUUAGUCUUUGCUCCCUUUUGAUUUGUUGGGGAUUUUUUUUAAAGGAUAAUAUCAAUAAAACCUUGAAAUACAGUCAAUCAAAUGUAUCAGGGUAUGCACUGAAUUAUGUAUAGCAGUAUUAUACAGGAUACUAUGCAUAGUUUACUCUUUUUCAGCCCUGGACGAUGCCGUGGUGGCUUCUGUCUGUAACAGCUCGCAUACAGACUGCCCGCCAGGCCACUCUGGUUACAUGAUGGACCUGUGUUGAAGAUGGACUGAACUUUGCUCAUUUGUCGUGUGUGUGCAGACUGUUGUGCAGUAUGUCAGUGGACCAUGUUUUUUUUUUUGACUGUGAAACUUUUUUCUUUCCUGUGCUAACCACUGUGUCAGUGACGCAGCUUUUUAUCUGCAUAUUGGAGAAGCUGCACAGUGUUUCAUUGUUAUAAAUCACUCUAAUAAAACAUCCUUAUUUUAACAUCA